Impatiens glandulifera is the source of this 786-nucleotide messenger RNA. RefSeq lists its product as uncharacterized. The record is from RefSeq and is a predicted model, not a curated record. The transcript is spliced from 3 exons. Bases 31 to 660 code for a protein of 209 amino acids. NCBI's taxonomy places the organism in Eukaryota, Viridiplantae, Streptophyta, Magnoliopsida, Ericales, Balsaminaceae.
UUCCAUUUCCCAAAUUUUAGAUAAAAAAAAAUGCGUGCAAAAACUCACUCUAUCCUCUUCUUCUCUCUCCUCGUCUUCACAAACAUUAUCCUUCCGACCGCCGCCGCCGCCGCCUCCGCCUCAGAUUCUGAUCCGACAGCAUCUCCAUGGCCGGUCCAAUUUCACUCCAUCCUCUUCAUGAACCGGAGCGGCACUCUCCAGCACGUCGACCUCUGGUACGACUGGCCCAACGGUCGUAAUUUCAAUAUCCUUCAGGACCAACUAGGAAAGUUAACCUACGACCUCGAAUGGACUAACGGCACUUCCUUCAUCUACACUUUAGAUUCUAACAAAGAAUGUCGAGUCUUGAGUGUUGGGGUGGGAAUCCUGACUCCAAAUUGGAUGGAUGGUGCAAAUUACUUAGGACAGAAAUACAUGGAUGGGUUUCUGUGUAAUGUUUGGGAGAAGGUUGAUUUCAUUUGGUACUAUGAAGAUGUUGUUACUAAAAGGCCUGUUUAUUGGGUAUUUUAUACAGGUUAUAGUGCACAUGUGAUGACAUUUGAAGUUGGAAAAGUGCUUGAAGAUGAUGGAUGGCAAGCUCCUGUCUACUGUUUUCAAGAUGAAGAUGAAAAGAUGUCUAUUAAUGAAUCACAGGUAAUUAGGAAGAUCAGUUCUAUCUAACAAGAACUUAUUUCCAUUUCAUGAAUUUACUUAAUUAGUAGAUGCAAAUAAGGAUGAAUCUGGGUGAUGAUGUAUGUAUGGAACUCUAGUCUUUUUUCAUGAAUAAGAAGGUUCAAAUUAUCUUUA